Molecule: messenger RNA, 947 nt
Organism: Hydractinia symbiolongicarpus
Lineage: Eukaryota; Metazoa; Cnidaria; Hydrozoa; Anthoathecata; Hydractiniidae
Product: ferredoxin-2, mitochondrial-like
Exons: 1
Coding region: 224-817 (197 amino acids)
Biological process (GO): P450-containing electron transport chain; positive regulation of oxidoreductase activity
Cellular component (GO): mitochondrion
Molecular function (GO): 2 iron, 2 sulfur cluster binding
Source: RefSeq, a predicted model, not a curated record
UGGAUUACUCUUGUCUAGUCUGUUGCAUUUAAUAGUAUUUUAAAUACUAUUUAAGUAAUGACAGCAAUUACUGGCAAAGAAAAUUUAUUUUUUACUUUCAAUUGUUAACAAUUAACUACCAUUUUUUGAUGGAGCUACAGAUGUAUUUUUUAGAGACUAUUUUCUUUAAAGUACUUUGCUGUUUUUUUAGAAGUAUGCAAUGACUUAUUUCACCAACUAAAAGAUGCAUACAGGUUUCCUCUCACGAAUAAAAACCUUGAUGCAACGUUCUUUACACAGACCCUUAUGUUAUAAUGUUUUGCCAAAUCAUUUGCGACAAAGAUUGUUUUCCCCGUCUUAUCAGACAAUAAAAAUCAAUACUAAUAUAGAACACAUAGAAAGCAUACAUAGGCGAAAAUUAUCCACCACGAACUAUAUGCUACAUGGGGGUGGUGAACAUGACAAACCCAUUCCGGAUGAAGAAGCAGUCAAUGUUACGUAUAUAGACAGAGAAAAUGUUAAGCACCAUGUGAGGGCUAGGGUUGGAGACAAUGCAUUAUAUCUUGCCCAUAGACACAAUAUCGAUCUUGAAGGAGCGUGCGAAGCCUCGUUAGCAUGCUCAACGUGUCAUGUGUAUGUUGCUGAUCAGUACCUUGAGUCAUUAGAAGAACCUUUAGAAGAGGAGGAAGACAUGUUGGAUAUGGCUCCUUUCUUGCAGGAUAACUCAAGACUGGGUUGCCAAAUUAUAUUAACAAAAGAAAUGGAUGGAAUUGUGCUAACUUUACCAAAAAUUACUAGAAACUUUUAUGUUGAUGGUCAUGUGCCUAAACCACAUUAAAAUGUACUCAUAAUAUCAACUUAUAUUAUUUUUUACUGUCGUCUUUUUUCUUUUAAAAAGUAACAGACUGGAAAAUUUCUGUAGAUAGUGAAAGGAUUUAGUGUCGAAAUACUGAAAGUAUGAUGUUUUU